AUGCCGAAAGCUCCAACCAAAAAUGAACAGAUCGCCCAACUACGCAAUCAGCUUGAAGAAGAGAGGAAAGCAUGUGCUGCUCUUCGCCAGACGGUCGAUACGCAAUUAGUUACUAUUGAUUGUACUGUCGGACAAUUGAAAGCUGCAGAAGAAAGACUGAUUCAAGCGAAAUCCACCUCGAUUUUCAUGAGAAGACUUCCUGUAGAGCUUCGUCUCAAGAUCUACAAACUACUUCUGACGAAUCCUAAACUAAGCGAAGUCGAAUCCAUCGGUAAGACGGCCGAUUUUGGGAAGGAUGUCAAGUUCGAACUCUCCCCAGCCAUCUUACGUACCUGCAAAGUUAUUCGAGACGAAGCGGAACCAAUUCUCUACGGCUCAAACACUUUCGUCCUUGAAUGCAUUGGUGGUUAUGGUCCGCUUGGUUCCAUCCAUGUCCCACAAUCACCACUCACGAGAUAUGAUGAUGCUUGUUCGGAUGGUUUCGAUGUUGAUAGUGAUACAGAGGAUGAGCUGGAACGUAAUUUGAUGGGAUAUUCGGGAAAUGAAUUUCAUUUCGAUUUCACCACCUUCAAAGCAUUGAAAAAAGUUAAACGUUGGAGAAUAAUCACCAGUGCAUACAGGCCAACUCCAUUGGACCCGAUACCAUCAAAGUCUUUCGUUCACUUCUGUCAGGCGUUAUGUCAAGAGGCACCGACACGACCAGAAAGGUCUAUCGAAAUCGUUCUUGGGCUUGGAAGAGUUGAUUCUGUUAGCAAGACCGAAGAUGCUCAAUAUAAAUUCUCCAAAGAACAGUUGAACUUUCUGUUACAACCAUUGAGGCUUUUGAAAGACGUUAAAUUGGAGUUAACUAUCGCACAAUGGAAGACGGAUCUGCCAGUAUCAGCGCAAUUGUGUGGCGGCAGUAGUGAAUUUUACUUCCUUUGCAAUGAAGGCGUGGCCACUCUUCAAAGAUUUAUGGAUUUGGCUCCACCUAUCGUUCAAAAGUAUCAAGCUCUAGCCAAGGAUCCUUCACCUGUUGAAAAGGUAUUUAAGAUGCAUAAGAGACUGGAGCAGUACGCAAAAUCUUUCGAAAGAUCUGAAAGAUUUAGUAAAGACAUGUGCACUUUGCAGAAAGGUCACGUGAGUGGUAGGAGAGAAAGUCGUGAUUAUGGUUGGCAACUUCCUAGUCAUUCUCUUGGCAACCCAUUCAAAGGUCACAGUACUUCCUCGUAUCAUCCAGUGGAGCUUGCUUUUUCUAAAGCGAUCGUAGCCAAAGAUAAGGAGGACGUCACUCAGUUCAAAGCUGCUAGAGCUUUGAUUUUGAGAGAGUUAGAACCUCAAUAUCGACGAAUGAUUGAAGCUUCUAAAAAGUUGAGAGCUUUUGUCGAAAAAGAAAAACAUUCAGGAGUUUUUCGUGAGUGUGCUGGUUGUGGAAUUUUUCAUCAAUAUGAAGAAGACCCAUACGAAAAUAUUCUUGGAUCAGAUUUGGAUCGUUACAUCUAUGAGCUUGAUAAGAUCGCUGAUUUGUUGAAGCGAGCUAUGCCAGAUCAUAUUCAAAUCCAAGUAGACAAAGGAACCACAAUGUUUGAUUCAGCAUACUUUCAUUUGCCUAGGGAAAAGCUCUUUCGGAAAUUACGAUGGAUGCAAAAGCAAGAGCUAGUUGGAAAAGAUCCUUCACAAAUAGCAAAAUGGGCUAAACGACUUGUUGAAGAUAUGUGGAGUGAGUGUCAAUUUACCAGUUGGGCUAAGGAGUGCCUUUUCAAAGAUGAUAUCACCGACAUUGGAUGUAGGAUCAAUCAAAAAUUAGGUCGGGGAUUGAAGGAUGAAGAGCUUGAGUGGAUGGACGGAUUUGAUAGUGAAAGUGAUGAUGGUACAUUUCGUGGAUUUCAUGAACGUCGAGGAGAUUGA
This is a messenger RNA of Sclerotinia sclerotiorum 1980 UF-70, 1887 nucleotides long. RefSeq lists its product with no specific name. The record is from RefSeq and is a predicted model, not a curated record. Bases 1 to 1887 code for a protein of 628 amino acids. The transcript has 2 exons. NCBI's taxonomy places the organism in Eukaryota, Fungi, Ascomycota, Leotiomycetes, Helotiales, Sclerotiniaceae.